CCCUCCUCUCACUUCCGGACUGCCUUCGUAACAAUGGAGAAGAUGGCGGAGUAAGGAGAGGUCUGGGCGGAGGAGCCGGAAUACAGCGGACAACAGAGCUAGCGAGCUCUCUUCACGUUAGACAGGUUCAUCUUUACAUUCAUCAGUCAACAUGGAGAGUUCAGAUGCUACUGGGAAAGGAAGUGCUGAACAGUCAGAUUCUCAACGCCAAAGUCAGAUGGACCGGCUGGAUCGAGAGGAGGCUUUCUAUCAAUUUGUGAAUGACCUCAAUGAAGAGGAUUACCGUCUCAUGAGAGAUAAUAACUUAUUAGGAACUCCAGGGGAAAUAACUAAAGAGGAAUUGCUAAGAAGGUUACAGCAAAUCAAAGAAGGACCGCCUCAACCAAACACUGAUGAAAACAGAGUUUCUACAGGAGAUGCUACAGAAGACUCUUCAAAUGGUGAUUCUAUAAUUGACUGGUUAAAUUCAGUCCGACAGACUGGAAAUACAACAAGGAGUGGACAGCGAGGAAACCAGUCAUGGAGGGCAGUAAGCAGAACAAAUCCAAAUAGCGGCGAUUUUAGGUUUAGUCUGGAAAUAAACGUGAAUCGCAGUGCUGCUAAUCAAAAUCUGCCAUCAGCUGAACAGUCAUCAGAAACCCCUGGGGUUGAAGAUAUGGAAGUUAGUAGUCAGGGUGAAGUUGAACCUGAACCUGACCCUGAACCUGAAACAGAGGCUGAACCUGAAAUUCCAGCCCCAGUGGCAGCACCAAUUGCAACCCCAGUUUCAGCUCCGGUAGUAAUCCCAGUGGCUGCCCCGGUUGCAGUUCCAGUUGUGGCCCCAGUUGCUGCCCCAUUGGUAACCCCAUUGGUAGCACCAGAAGAAGUAACUGUAGAGGAGACUACUCCUCCAAGAGGUCAAAGGAGGGCAAGAAGCAGAAGUCCAGACCAACGAAGGAUCCGAGCAAGGACUGAUAGAAGCAGAUCACCCCUGAAUCGAGCUGUUGAGCAACCUGCUCGAAGGGCUCAACAUAACUCAUCACAAACUGUUGAAGCGUCCACUGUUGAAGAAGCAGAGGGUAGCUCCAGAACCAGACAGCUUGUGACUGCAUACCUGAGCAAUGCUUCAGUUGAGACAGAGGGCAGCUCUAGAACUAGACAGCAUGUAACAUCCAGACAGCAAGCACUUGUUACAGAACCUCAGAAUCCAAGUGCGGUGCUGUCAAAUCCAGAGACCAGAACCUCUUCCCAACCCCCUCCAACAGAGACUCAAGACACUGUAGAACCCACAGGAACGGGUCAGAGACCGCCAACUAUAGUGUUAGAUCUUCAAGUUAGGCGAGUGCGUCCUGGAGAAUAUCGCCAGAGAGACAGUAUAGCAAACAGAACCCGUUCUCGCUCUCAGACACCCAACAACACAGUUACUUAUGAGAGUGAACGGGGUGGAUUCAGACGCACUUUCUCACGAUCAGAGCGUGCUGGUGUUAGGACAUAUGUCAGCACCAUCAGAAUCCCAAUUCGUAGGAUACUGAACACUGGCCUAAGUGAGACCACCUCAGUUGCUAUCCAGACGAUGCUGAGGCAGAUUAUGACUGGUUUUGGGGAGCUUAGCUAUUUCAUGUAUAGUGAUAAUGAUGCAGAGCCUGGUACUCCGGCAACUACCCCUCCUCCAGUAGCAGUGGGAGGUGAAACUCCAACUAUUGAAACAGCAAGUGUCAGUCCUCCAGCUCCAGCGCAAGCUCCAGUGCCAGUCCCAGUGCCAGAGCCAGUAGAACCUCCCAUACCUACUGUGGAACCUGAGGAACCAAACCAGGAAAUUGUUUCAACUUCUGGGACAAGAAGGGAAGUACGAAAUAACAGAGGAUCUGUUACCUUUGAAGAAAGUGGAUCUCUUCCAUUUCUCAGACUGGCUCAAUUUUUCCUACUCAAUGAGGAUGAUGAUGAUCAGCCAAGGGGACUCACCAAAGAACAAAUCGACAACCUCUCCACCCGAAAUUAUGGUGAAAAUGAUGCCCUGAAAACAUGUAGUGUGUGCAUAACGGAAUAUGCAGAAGGGAACAAGCUGCGUAAGCUACCCUGUUCUCAUGAGUACCAUGUCCACUGUAUCGAUCGUUGGCUUUCUGAAAAUUCUACCUGUCCUAUCUGUCGCCGAGCUGUUCUGAUAUCUGGCAAUAGAGAAAGUGUUGUGUAAACAAAUUAAUACAAACUGUAUACUAAGCAGCCGCCACUUCUAGGCUGGGCAGAGGAAUAAAAUAAAAUGCUUUUUAUGGCCACUUUUUGAGUGGUGCUUUAAACUAGGGUUUUGGCUUGGAGUGAGUUGUCCUGUUGAAACAUUUGUAAUUUUCUUCCCUCACAAAAUCUUGAUGUUUCAAAACAACAAGAAAUACAGUCCAUUAAAGUACCUGCUAAUUUCUCCACCAUGCAAACAUCUAACUUGCAAGGACGACAUUUCUUACACCUCUGCUGGAGCAGAAAAUUUAACUUUUUCAGUGCUGGAAAGAUUUCUGUGAAGACCCUUUCAGUAUGAAAAGGGUUACUAGACUUUGCAAGUUGGAUCAUUGCGAGCAUCACUUACUUGUUUUAAGUAACAGUUUAAUUACAGGAAAAGCCUUAUAAAUGCAGUAGUACAUUUUUAUGCUAAUGUUUUCGAAAGGGUUUUUUUUUUAAUGAGAAUAUUUGAUUUCUAUAAUAUUUAGUACCAAUCUCUGGCCAUAUGACAGCAUUACCAGUAUAGCACAUGUAAAUAAGUAAUUACCCUUUAAUUGCUCAUAUUGUGCUUUCCUGGAUUGUAAUUGCAUUAUGCAUGCGUUUAACCUACACCAUACUUAUUCUCAUAAGCUAGAAGAACUAUUUGGUUCCCCACCAACCCCACCAAUUGCUGUACAAAUGAAGCUUUUAGCUUCACUUGUUUUAAAGUUAGUGUUAUCAUUUAAGAGCAUAAUUAGCGUUGAAUCAUUUUUUUUCUUUAUGGAUGUUUGCUCGCAUUUUGAAUACAUUCUUUAUUAGUAUUGCAAAUGAUCUAGCCAAUAUAUAACUUUCAUUUGCAGCCCGCAGCAGUGAGCAAUGCAAAUGAACAGAAUACCCUGCAAGAGUUUUGGGUUCUUUUUUUAAUUGAACGGUCAGUUCAGUAUUUGUGGUCUUGGCAUACUUCAAGAACGUAACAUCAGAAAACAAAAUUGACACACAAAUUGACCAACAGGAGCUACCUUUGUGCUAAGCACUUACAAGUUUAUUGAGAUGGUUGUGUGUCCUAUUCCACAUAGUGUGUUGUUAGUUUAUAACGGUAGUUUGUUUAAAACAAGUUACAUUAUUAUUUUAACAUUAUAAAGUCGGGGUUUUUUUUUUAAGAGUGUGACAAUGUAUUGAACUAUUAAUGUCCCUCAAAAUUCUAAAGCACCCAGUAAUUAUUUUGCUUAAAAAAAUGAUCUUAAACCAAAUUGAGUCCUUUGAUUUUAAUAUGGGCUAAUAUGUCAGAGCAAUUUCUUCCGAUGAACAGUUUAGGGUCUUCCUGCUCUGUAGCAUAUAAAACUGAAUGCAUCUGUGCCUUGCAUUCGAGAUGUUCUAUGUGUGGCCGUGAAUAUUUCACUUGGAUAAGAAAUACAUACAUAACACAGAAUAGCUUUAUUGAACAAUUCUGAUUUUUAUUUUGUUGGGCAAGGGGAUGCACACAAAUAUUACUUUUAUUUUUUUGUAUACUGUUACUUAAUAUCCCAUGGGAUUGUGUAGUAUUUACUACAUGUUGAGAAGGUAAAGAAUUUCCUUCCAGCACUGAAGGGGUGAAAUUGCCACAAAUUUAUUAAAAUGUCCACGUUUAUUUGAUAAACAAGGACAAACCUAUAAGAUCUGCAAACUCACGUUAGGAUUUGUGUAUAUAAAGACACUUUUCUCAUUCUGUAUGUCUGAAGGCCAUAUUAACGGCAUACUGUAGAAAUUGCUGAUUUAGUAUAAAUUUGGAAUAUUUAUCUUGUUGUGAAAUAACAAAUGUCUAUGCUUGUUGAAAUAAAAAUGAAAAAUCACUUUCUUUAAAAUGUAUAGCUUUUUGUAGCAGCAGCAGCAGCUCCAUACUCCUGCCACUGCACCGUUGUACUUAAUGUGUAGCAGACAAUCUGUCUGACAUGACGCUCGCUCAUCAGUCACAUAUACACCUAGCUGCCAGUUUAAGAACUGCGUUUGCAAUUGUCUUAUCGUGAAACAGGGGGUCUAGUUCAUGUUUUAAUAUGUGAAAUAAAAUUGCGGCUGCUAACCUGAAAUGGGAAUAAAUGUUUUAAAACAAACCAUAACAGAAAAAUGUUUCUAUUUCUUGUCAAGCGCUGAAUCUGGUAACAUCAGUAUUUCAAAUAUGUAUCAACUACCCCGUAAUCCAUUAUAUUCUUCACUUAUUGUAUGCCUCUUUUGGGAUUCAUGUUUUCCCCUUGCAUAGUUAAAUGGUAUAGUACCCAUUUAUAAUGCAAACAUGAACAUUAUUGGGAUUAAUACAAUGUUUAAAUUAUGACCGCAUGCAGCUUUCAUCCAAUACUGCAAAUAAAUGGUUUACAUUAUGGUUAUUCUAAGGUUCUAGUUUUUCUGAACCCCACCCACAGGUCAAAUUCUGAUAUACAUUUUGCAAAAAUGGAUGUUUAGAGUGAAUUAAAGGCAUUCUUGGGGUGAAUAAAUGAGUUUGGUUUGCCUGAGCAUAAUUUCAAGGUACAGAUUGUUAGUAAGAUAUUAUUUGUUUGAGUAGUAAAUUAUGAUUUUUCUCUUUACCAGUGAGCCUGAUUAUGGAACUCAUUGACCACUGCAGCAUAUGAAAAUAAUACAAUAUUUGUCCAUGUACUUUAAAAAAUGUAAGUCACCUGCUUUGCUUGCUGUGGUCUGCUUCUCAUCGGGUGAAAAUGUUUAGUUUUGUAUGCCACAAAACCUACAAUUUAUGUUUACAGUCUCCCAAGCUCCUGCGUGUGUCCUUAUGAUCAAUGUAGACAUUUCAUAACAUGUUUAAUUGCAGCAUGAGGCAACACCACUGGGAGACUUUUGUAAAGUUAUAAUUGUUAAUAUUUAUGGUAGCUUUGUGAUAUUAGUAUUGAGUAUGCCAAAUCCUUUGUCUAUUUCUUCAGGAACCUUGUAAAUUACAUACUUGCAAACUAUAUACAGCUGGCAGAUAAAUUAGUUGUGUCCAGGUAAAUAAAGUACUCUUUAGAUUUCUAAAAUUUUGAGAUAAAGAACUGCCUAUUAUCCCACCCCUUCCCCUUUCCAAUCCCCGUGCUCUCACAAAAGCAGUUAUAAACUUAUCCUUUGUGUACUGUAAGUCGCCACUUCUCAGCGUGUCUAACGCCAACAUUUAAAAUGACAAUCCUGUUAUAAUCAAAAUGCUACAUGUUUUGACUUUAACCUGAUUGACGCUUCUCGUCUCGGAAUUGAAAAAGGCAGUUUGCAAAUGCUACAGUACAGUAAAUUUCGCUCUGUGUUCAUUUUUUUAUGUAUUCUCUGCUAUUGGCUUGCUCCAGUUAUCUCAUUUACAGCAAGGACUUCUACAGAGGUAUGGGUUCUUUAGGCUGCAUGAUUUUUGUUUUUCAUCCCCCUCAGCCAAAAGCAGGAAACCCUUAAAAGUGCACUAAUUAUUUGUGUUCAACAAGCUAGCUAACCUAAACUAGUACCUACACACCUUCAAAUAGAAUAGAGGUGUCUGAAGCUGCUUGUGUUCUGGAGGGUACAAUGUUACUUUAUAAUCAGAUUGUCAUUGCAUUCUGCAGAAAUAAUAGAUGGUAAGGCUCAUGUAUAAAUAUUCUCAUUUCACUCUGCAGUAGUAAAUGAUGGACAUCCUGAUAGCAUCAUUUGUCUUUGUUCAUUGGCUUUAAAUAGUGUCAUGCUUGAAUGUUUAAUCAGGUUUUAAGACAUUUUACUAUAUUGCUAUAUUCUCAAAAUUAUUUUCUUGGUUCAUUAUAUUCUCAAUCUGGGGAAUUUUAUUUUUAUAGACCAGACAUUCCAAAGUAAUGAUGACCUUGGUGAGAUUGGACAAGUGUUCUGUACCAUUUGAAAUGUCUAAUCUACUCUCAAAAUCUACUCAAAAUAUAGUGAAUGGUCAGUUCUCAUAUAGCUUCUGUCUUGCCGACCAUAAGAUUGCUUAUACAGUAAUAUGGUAUUCAGACUCUCCAAAAUACAAAUUUAAACUGUCUGCACGAUAAGAAUGUGGAAUAUUUGAGUGAUACAGAAAUUCCCAUAUUCAAGUUAAGCAUGCAGGGUGUUUGGGAAACUAUACAAUUUGGAUGUCUGUUUCCAAUGAGAAUGAAUGUUCCAAUAGUUAAAUGAGUUAAACCAGUCAAUAGUGUUUGCAAAUAUUGUAUACGACCAGUUCAUAUUUUCCAGAUUCAACUCUUGUAAAACAUGAUGGAGCUAGCCAUUUAGAUCACUUGCCAUGAGUCUUUAUGGCUUUGCAUUGUCUUCUAAAAAAUAAAAUAACUGUUAAUGAAAGA
Molecule: messenger RNA, 6425 nt
Organism: Pseudophryne corroboree (corroboree frog)
Lineage: Eukaryota; Metazoa; Chordata; Amphibia; Anura; Myobatrachidae
Gene: RLIM
Product: ring finger protein, LIM domain interacting
Exons: 4
Coding region: 152-2170 (672 amino acids)
Biological process (GO): ubiquitin-dependent protein catabolic process; protein ubiquitination; random inactivation of X chromosome
Cellular component (GO): nucleoplasm; cytoplasm
Molecular function (GO): ubiquitin protein ligase activity
Source: RefSeq, a predicted model, not a curated record